Molecule: messenger RNA, 4074 nt
Organism: Strongylocentrotus purpuratus (purple sea urchin)
Lineage: Eukaryota; Metazoa; Echinodermata; Echinoidea; Camarodonta; Strongylocentrotidae
Product: E3 ubiquitin-protein ligase PDZRN3
Exons: 5
Coding region: 589-1740 (383 amino acids)
Biological process (GO): positive regulation of JNK cascade; tumor necrosis factor-mediated signaling pathway; protein K63-linked ubiquitination
Cellular component (GO): plasma membrane signaling receptor complex
Molecular function (GO): zinc ion binding
Source: RefSeq, a predicted model, not a curated record
ACCGCAUAAAUGUAGAAAUCAAUACUAGAACGCCUCCAAAGUCGUUUUUUUUAUUUGGCUAUCAGUCGCUGACCAUUCAUUGCUCUGUGUCCAACCCAUUGUACUGUCUUUUGACUUCGAACGAUCGAUGGAGAGAGAAAAAGAAGAUACUCAUCACAACGAAGGACCAGACUGCAAAGGGACGUAGAAUCAUGCCAUACUUCAAGAAGCAAAAGAAGAUAUUUUUUGGAUGAUUGAAUGAUAAAAAGACGCGACGUAAAUAUCAUGACUUGAAGGAGACAGAGUGUACCUUACCCGAAAAGGUAAAUACUGAUUGUGGAAACAGAAUACACAAAGAACAGUUAUCCGCGUCAAGAAGCCGAUCUCAAGGAGAUAACAACCAGUGUAAGGAACGUGUUAGCCUGAGAUUUGAAGGGGUUGUAUGCAGACACUAAUUAGUGGAGACAUCUAAAAAAUAAAUAUUUGUUUUACAUUCAAUUCGAAUGACGAGAAAAUAACACCAAAGGUGAUAAAAUAGGCCUACGUGAAAGAUUGCAUGCAUGGUUGGAGUUUCGCCUUGUGAACUAGUUCUUGGACAAGACACUAAGCAUGGGUUUUAACAUCAAGUUCGUGGUUGGUCCUGUGUCUAGGGAUCUGAUAUGUCCCUUGUGUCGAGGAGUUCUGGUAGAUCCGAUGAUGAUGCAUCCUUGUCAACACACCGUCUGUUCUUCCUGCCUCAAAGCGCUCAGACCUGUCCCUAAACUCCUGAAGUCGUGUCCAUUCUGCAGGAGCCCGCUCUUUGAUGAACCAUCCUUGGCCCCAGGGAACCUCAUCGGUCGUCUGUUGAAACUCAUCGUCAAGUGCCACCGGGAAUGCGGCCAUCGGUGCGAACUCAGCGCCCUUCCCGAUCACGUCCUCAACGAAUGCAAGUUCGGGACGGUCGACUGCCUGAACAAGGUCAGAGGUUGCCAUAAAGAGAUGACGCGCAAGAAGCUGGACGCGCACGUCGCCGAGUGCGAUUUUAGAUUGGUGACCUGCGAGGGAUGCAACGCGGAGAUGGUGUAUUCGCGGCUCCCAAUGCAUCAAAAGCGGCGACGCUGCGUCGAGGGAAAGCUGAUGACGCAGCGCGCUCGGAGCGCGGCGACUGCCUUGAAGCAGGUACGUGAACAUCAAGAACAGGUGAGAAAAGAAGCCAUUACCCUCGAAGGGCAGUUGACGAGACUCCGCUCCAGCAAACUCGAGGCGAGAAGUAGACUGAGGUCGGCACCACCCCGAAUAUCACUUCUCUCCGAGGCCCCAUCGUCCAAGUCAAGACCGAAUUCAUCCCGUAGUUCGAUCAGUACAAUAUCUCUAUCAUCAUCAUCAACAUCAAACAAAAGCCCGAGAUCCCGUAGCCCCAAAGUUAACGUUUUCAUUACUGAUACAACAUCAUUUGAUGUGAUUCCUCUCGACCUUAAAAACACGACAUCGACAACUUCCUCGUCAUCAUCUCUUUCCUCUCUUCGGCAAGCAUCAUCAGAACACGAACAUGACCUGAACGAACCAAUGGACGCUGCUUCGGAGAGUAUCGGAGAUCAUCGGGAGCCCAUUUCUUCAUUAAGCGUGGUCCGUCACCAAAGCAACCGUUCAGAGAAGACAGAACUGUGCAAGAGAUGUGAAAAGUCGUUCAAUCCCGCCAAGAAUAACGAUAGGGCAUGCAGAUGGCACAGAGGACAGAUCGUGAACUUAUUUGUGAGUAUCAUGGUUUAUUUCACUUUAUAAUCAUCCGUUUUUAUAUCUAUGAGCAAGAUUGCCAGAAAGGAAAGACGAAGAAAGAAAGAUUGAAUGAAAGAAAAAUUGAAUAGAUCUUUAAAAUGUACAUAAGAUCAAGACAGCAGUGCAAGCAAGCAUUUUUUUCUUCAAUUUGUAAAUUAUGAAGACAAUAUUGAUCAUUGCAGCACAGUUUGGAUUUCAUGGAUAUGGCCAUAUGUGAUAAGUUGUACUGUUUUUUUAACAAGCUGUUUUGAAUUUGCCAAUUUUAGGUCACCAAAGAAUGAAUAUCCCUUCAAAGCGAAAUCAAAAAUAUUUUGAUAAUGUAAAAAAUGCGACGUCAUAAAUAUUGUGAAUAUUGUUCCAUUUUGAGCAAACUUGGGAUCUCUUGAGUAUAAUCGUAAACAUUAUGUAAUCAACAUUGCCUUCAUUGAUUAUUGUUUGUUUUCCUUUUCUUUGGUCUAUUCUACGGAUGGAUGCAGGGGGUAAGUAAAGACGCUGCAAGACAAUCAAUAUACAUAGAUGUGAUUUUCAUGAACUAUAAAGUUCCAGUUUCAAACACAAACCGACUCGUUUAUUCUACCCGUUUCGAAUCGUUAUGAAAAAUAUUGUGUGGUUAUAGACACUUUAAGAAGAGAUACUACUUUAAUAUUAUUGCUUAUUUAGAUACGUUUUGAUGAAAAGAAAGCUGAAUUGAAAAGCUAACUCAAAUGAGCAUUAUUUAAUUAAACAUGAGUUGUUCUAUUAACUGUCAGGAUAGGAUAAUGACAAUAUAAAUAUGAAAUGGUGAGUCUAUAUGACUGUGUACAUUUUUGUAGCAAAAUACAUUUAAAUAUACUAUAUGGUACGAAACAUUUCUUUCCAAUUGGAUAGUGUAAAAUUUUCUAGUGAAUGAUUACUUUUCAUUUCAGGUAACAAAUAAUCUUUUUCGCUAACUUAACAAAAAUUCAUUUUCUUUCUUUCUUCAUAUUCUCUGGAUUCAAUAACCUCUCGAAUAGGGGACGUGCAUGAUAUGCGGACAGCUGAAUUUCAAGAGAGGGUGCGUCACAGGAUAUCAUCUUAUUUCAUCAUAGCUAGAGUCCGGAGAAUCUUCGAUUUGGAUGCAUAUGAACACAAUAUUGGUAUAAGGGCGUGGCGACAGAAGCGUAAGAGGGGUGUGACAUCCACAUUCCAAAUUUCAUCAGCAAACAUCAAUUUAGCCAGCCUUCAGCAAUAAUAUUAUUUUAAACGGUCCAAAAAUUAAUGUUCUACAAGCUUAGUCAGCAAAUUUGGUCCAUCUAACGUGGCAGAAGUGGGUAUUUUUGUUGUUGUUGUUGUUGUUAACUUCUCUAUGAUGAAAUUGCCUGUAUUUCAGCCUUGUUGAAAACAAUGUCAAAAUGCUAUUUUCUGUAGGAUUUGAAUGAUGAAAUCAGAAUCUUUUGAUUGGGGCGAGUGAAAUACUUGCUCCAUUUGGACUUUCACCCCUUUCCAACUGGUAACAUAGAACCCUAAAUUGAGCUACAUUUUGCUUAGUUUAGUAGUUGAACAGCACCAUACAAUAAUGUACUGAAUAUGUCCCUGAAGGCAUACCGAUUAAGGUGUUUAAUUUACUCAGUUUCACUGGAUAUAGGAAACUCUUAUAAAAAUUGAAAUUUGUCAAUAAUGAACAUAAUGCUGCAUUUUGUAAGUACCUAAACAUUUUCUAUAUUUAAUCAUUUAUUUAUUUAAUUGGUGUGGAUUUAAAAAAAAAACUGUGUGGUUGCUGGUGUAAUAUGAAACGCAAGUUUGGUUUCUUUAUUCAAUAUUAUAAUUACAAUAACUUUGAAACAAUCAUCUCACAGGCAAUUUUAUUACCUUGUUGUAUUCAUACAGAAAUUGUCUUCAAGUUAUUAAAGCCUAUUGCACUAAUAGCACAUUUCAUAAGUGAUUCUAAAGAGCUAUUGAACCUUGUCACUGGCUGACUCUCAGGAAAUUUUCAUGUUAUGAUAUCAAAAUUCAAAUGAUGAGCAAACUGACAAUGUAUUAUGGGGCCUAUUGGGUAUGUGCAGUCAAAUCCAUCUCUAAUAAUCAAACCCAGUUUGAAUUUCAGUCAACCAGAAUUACAUGACUUGCAUUGAUUUAGUUUUAUUAUAUUUUUGCACUGUGAUGUCGUGAUCGAUCAAAAGUUGUGUGGAAGAGGCCCCCCCUCCUCAAAUUGGUAUUGGUAUAAUCAUUUUGAAUGACAAGAGUUAUGAAAACAAACCAACAACCAUAAAAGAUAAAUAUUCUUGAUACAUGGAUUACUAAUAAAAUGUUUAAGUUUAUUGCAUACAUCUAUCCAUCAUUUCAAUAUGAAGUAUAAAAAAACAAAUAUGAAUGCAUUUCUUU